Linum trigynum is the source of this 3468-nucleotide messenger RNA. The record is from the annotation of a GenBank genome assembly. Lineage: Eukaryota; Viridiplantae; Streptophyta; Magnoliopsida; Malpighiales; Linaceae.
UCCGAGUGUUGAAAGCUAGAUACUACCCUAAUACAGACAUUCUACAUGCUCGAGUUGGCCACAAUCCAAGUUAUGUAUGGAAAAGCUUGAUGGCAGCACAAGAAUUGGUUCGUGAUGGCAUCAGAUGGAAGAUUGGCAAUGGAACACAAGUAGAAGUGUGGGGAGAUAGAUGGAUCCAAACGCGGAGGAUAAUGGGUACUUGGUGGUCUCACCAGUAUCCAAUUUGGGGAUCUUAGCCAUGGUCUCAUCUCUAAUUGACCACAUUACUCAACAAUGACGAGAGGAUAUCCUGGAGCAACAUUUCAAUCUGAUGGAUAUGGCUAGAAUUCGGGCAAUCCCCCUUCCCAAAACACCCCAACCUGAUAAGCAGGUCUGAGGCUUCGAAUGAAGGGGUUUCUACACAGCAAAAUAUGGUUACUGAGCAUGGAAGAGGAACUACAAUCAGAAGGGGAGGAGGUCUACGACCCAGUGAAUUGGAAACUGAUCUAGAAACUCCCAAUACCACCAAAGGUAAGAAUGUUCAUAUGGCGAUUGGUACAGAACAUUCUCCCAACGAGGAAGAACAUCGAAUCGAGGAAAAUGGAAGCAACGAUGGAGUGUCCAUUUUGCAACCUAGUGAAAACUCAGGAGCACAUAUUCAUGGAUUGCGCGUAGGCACGACGAAUUUGGACCCCUACUGAGUACCAAAGUCUGUUCGAGUGAGGGGGAAAUAAAUCGUGUCAAUCCUGUAGCCAGGGUCUCAUCUCUAAUUGACCACAUUACUCAACAAUGGCGAGAGGAUAUCCUGGAGCAACAUUUCAAUCUGAUGGAUAGGGCUAGAAAUUGGGCAAUCCCCCUUCCCAUAACACCCCAACCUGAUAAGCAGGUCUGGAGCUUCGAACGAAGGGGUUUCUACAAGCAAAAUCUGGUUACUGGGCAUGGAAGAGGAACUACAAUCAAAAGGGGAGGAGGUCUACGACACAGUGAAUUGGAAACUGAUAUGGAAACUCCCAAUACCACCAAAGGUAAGAAUGUUCAUAUGGCGAUUGGUACAGAACAUUCUCCCAACGGGGAAGAACAUCGGAUCGAGGAAAAUGGAAGCAACGGUGGAGUGUCCAUUUUGCAGCCUAGUGAAAACCUAGGAGCACAUAUUCAUGGAUUGCGCGUAGGCACGGCGAAUUUGGACCCCUACUGAGUACCGAAGUCUGUUCGAGCGAGGGGGAAAUAAGUUGUGUCAAUCAUGGUUCUAUGAAGUUUCAGAGGAGAUUGAGGAGGAGAAGCUGGCCCGAUUGGCGAUGAUUCUAUGGAAUAUGUGGAAUGAAAGGAAUAAUCACCUCUUCAAUAAGAAGAAGGCUGAAGAACGGAAGGUGGUGGGGAGAGCCCUAUCCUACUAUGAGGAAUUCACAGCAGCCAGAAGAAAGGAGGAAGAGAGAAGAGAACCCACACCUGUGCAAUAGAGGAAGCCACCAACGGGUUGGAUCAAGAUCAAUGUUGAUGCCGCAGUCUUUGCCGGAGAAGGGACUGGCUCGGGAGUUGUUGCAAGGGACUAGAACGGACUUUGUGUGCUGGCGGCAGUUCGUCAUGACCAGGGUCAGUGGCGGCCAGAAAUUGCAGAGUUGAAGGCGAUAGAUUUUUCCCUAGAAAUGGUGGAAAUGAAGGGCUUCACGCGGGUGGUGUUUGAGUCGGACUGUCAAGAGGCGAUUGGGAAGAUACAAGGAGCCAUGGAGUCUCCAACAGAAGAAGGUGGCUCGAAGCUGAAAUACGGGCCAAGGCCCAAUCUCUGGGACAAAUCCAAUGGUCUUUUUCUAAGAGGGAAAGUAAUAUUGCGGCCCACACUAUGGCCCAUUUAGCUUGUGGAUGAGAUGAUCAGGAUAUAAGGGAGGAUAGGCCGCCUGCGUGUUUACUUUCUUGUCUUGAUGCGGACUGUAAUCUUAUUGACGGCUAAAUAAUAAAAUCCCAGGUGUUCUAUAUAAAAAAAAAACUAGCAACAUAAAACUUUGUGGGCGGAAUUUAUAUGCCGAGCCCAUAUAAGAGAUGAGGAAUUAUGGACAUCAUUCCAAGACAACAAAGGCCAACAGGCUCAAUUUAUAUAGUUUGUAAACAGAAGCCAGCCGCCUAUUGUAUUAUUAAGGGUAAUGUUUAUUUUUUAUCCAAACAUUUUUUAGAUGCUUUUAUAUUAUCCAAAUAUAUUAAAAUGCUAUUAAUUAGCCAAAUUUUUCGUAAUGUUUCAAAAUAUUAGUCAUUUUUACGUUAUCAUUAAUAAUUUUGUAACUCUUUUCUUAGUUAAAAGGGUAAUGUCUAUUUUUUAUCCAAAUCUUUUCAGAUUCUUUUAUAUUAUCCAAACCUUUUUGGAUAAAAAAUAGACAUUACCCUUUUACCCAACUCUAGUACGUUCUUUAGCAAGCUUGGGACUUCCAUUCCCAACUCGUAGCCGCCUUCGAAGCUUCCUCAAAUGUGUCGAAUAAUCCCUCAAAGGGGGCUACCUCGAAACAACUCCCACACUAAACCAAAAUUGCCAUCUUCAGAAACGUUCUUCCUUUGUCCUCGUAGGUGACUUUAAGCUUAACUGGUGUCGUGCUUGGGCCACUUUCGAGGGUUGCAUCAAAGAGGUCUUGUGUUCUAAUUUCCACGACACCCAUUUGUUAAGUCCAUGAUAUUCAGUCAUGUGAAAAUUUCAAGCCCUUAUGAGUGGCUUUCGUUUAAAGAUACGCGUUAGUAUAUGAUAUUGAUUCGGGGUUAAUUGUACACAUUUUACCCCUCAUUUCUUAGAUGUUUGAGGCAUUUUCACUAUGCGAGGUUUGAUUUUACGCUAGGUUGUGCAUGUUUCUAGUAUGUUUCAGAUCCUAGUAGGUGGAUUUGGCCUAUGGAACAAAAUUUGGACUAAAAGGAGCGAAAACGGAUCAAAGGGAGCAAACGGUCGAGGAUCACGGUGGAAACCAGAAGUUCAUGGUCAGGCCGACUGUGAUAAAGAGGAGGAUUGUGAAGUGCAAGGCGACCAUGUAAGUUUUUCAGCCUCGUAGGCUUACGAGAAAUCACGAUCACUCGACCGUGAUAAUCCGCUCCAGACCGUGAAGUCCUUUAGUGAAACACGUGCUUUUGCCAGGAUUACGGUCCAGGCUUUGAGUUAACAGUCGUGAACUUGGACCGUGAAAAGUCAUUGAGCUGGGUAUAAAAGGGAAAGUGAGCUGAAAGAUGAGGGAGAGAGCCUAGUGAGAGAACUUCUUCUUCCUCAGAUUUAUAGUGAGAGUGAAAAAUAAGAGAGGAGAAGAAAGUUAGGAUUUCAUCCAAACUUCAAGAUUUGGGAAUUUCAUCCUCGAAGGUUGAUCUCCACACCAAAGAAGAAGGCAAACAUCUCAAGAUGGUCUUUUCUCUUCUCCUUUGUGUAUUCCCUAGACUUAGCAUGAAGUAGUUCCCUUCUUUCACUUGGGUGUUUGUGAACCCUAGCUAGAAUCAUGUGAUUGUUUGUAUGAAUUAAACGAUUUGUGGGUG